AUGCAGGUGUCCUUUGCUUGCACAGAUCAUGGGCUCAAGGCACCACGGAACAAUGAGCCAACCAAGCAAAACACAGCGAGUCCAAACACGACAAGUGCAGCCCGGGCUCGGUUCCGCACAGUGGCGCUAAUUGCGCGAAGCCUGGGAUCCUUCACACACCGCCACCACAUCUCACUGAAGGAGUCCACAGGCAAACUCACUGGCAUGAAGUACAGGAAUCUUGGGAAAUCUGGAUUGCGAGUAUCGUGUUUGGGGCUUGGAACAUGGGUGACAUUUGGGGGUCAGAUUUCAGAUGAGGUAGCAGAGCAGCUAAUGACUAUAGCCUAUGAGAACGGGGUUAACCUCUUCGACACAGCUGAGGUUUACUCAGCCGGCAAAGCCGAAAUAAUUCUUGGAAAUAUCAUCAAGAAGAAAUGCUGGAGGAGAUCAAGUCUUGUGAUCACUACCAAACUUUACUGGGGAGGAAAAGCAGAAACAGAAAGAGGUCUCUCGAGGAAGCACAUUAUUGAAGGUCUGAGAGGGUCUUUACAGAGGUUACAGUUGGAAUAUGUUGACGUCGUCUUUGCCAAUCGGCCUGAUAACAACACUCCUAUGGAGGAGAUCGUGAGAGCAAUGACUCAUGCUAUAAACCAGGGAAUGACCAUGUACUGGGGGACUUCACGCUGGACUGCCAUGGAGAUAAUGGAGGCAUACUCUGUGGCGAGGCAGUUUAACUUGAUUCCUCCAGUGUGUGAGCAGGCCGAGUAUCAUUUCUUCCAGAGAGACAAAGUGGAAGUGCAGCUGCCUGAGCUGUAUCAUAAAAUAGGUGUGGGUGUAGUGUCCUGGUCUCCUCUGGCCUGCGGAAUCAUCACAGGAAAGUAUGAGAAUGGUGUCCCAGAAUCCUCCAGGGCAGCACUGAAGUCAUACCAGUGGCUGAAGGAUAAAAUAGUGAGUGAGGAUGGAAGGAAACAGCAGGCUAAGCUGAAGGAACUGAGUCACAUUGCAGAAAAGCUGAGCUGUACACUGCCGCAACUUGCUGUGGCUUGGUGUUUACGGAACGAGGGAGUGAGUUCAGUUCUGCUGGGAAGCUCCAACCCUGCACAACUCACAGAAAACCUAGGUGCAAUACAGGUGCUUCCAAAGAUUACACCUCACAUUGCCUCUGAGAUUGACAAAGUUCUGGGUAACAGACCCCACAGUAAGAAAGACUAUCACCACUGA
Messenger RNA from Neoarius graeffei (lesser salmon catfish), 1200 nucleotides. RefSeq names its product potassium voltage-gated channel subfamily A regulatory beta subunit 1b (gene kcnab1b). Gene Ontology annotation, biological process: potassium ion transport; negative regulation of delayed rectifier potassium channel activity; transmembrane transport. NCBI's taxonomy places the organism in Eukaryota, Metazoa, Chordata, Actinopteri, Siluriformes, Ariidae. Gene Ontology annotation, cellular component: voltage-gated potassium channel complex; cytoplasm; extrinsic component of cytoplasmic side of plasma membrane. The record is from RefSeq and is a predicted model, not a curated record. Bases 1 to 1200 code for a protein of 399 amino acids. The transcript has 14 exons. Gene Ontology annotation, molecular function: potassium channel regulator activity; transmembrane transporter binding; voltage-gated potassium channel activity.